Molecule: messenger RNA, 705 nt
Organism: Exophiala aquamarina CBS 119918
Lineage: Eukaryota; Fungi; Ascomycota; Eurotiomycetes; Chaetothyriales; Herpotrichiellaceae
Exons: 2
Coding region: 1-705 (234 amino acids)
Biological process (GO): cytoplasmic translation
Molecular function (GO): protein binding
Source: RefSeq, a predicted model, not a curated record
AUGGGGCUCGACGAACAAAAGGAAGAACGAGAGGUUCUCGACUCCAUAUUCCCAGAUGAAAUCACAGAUGUUUCUGACUCCUCUUAUCGGAUAUCGAUCACCCUCGACGUACCAGAAGACCCCUCUGAUGAGGAUGCCGAGCCACCUGUUAUUCUGCUCAAUGUGACUUAUCCAGAAGCAUAUCCUGAUGUGGGACCUUAUUUAGACAUUACGACCCCGCCCAAUGCCUACAGACACCCCGAACUGGAUGUAGCAGAGGACAAAGCCGAGCUGCUCCAGGCACUUGUGCCGACGAUGGAAGAUUCACUUGGAAUGGCCAUGAUCUUCACGCUGGUCACAACCUUGAAAGAAGCAGCGGAAAGCCUCAUUACCGAUAGACUGCAAAAAGCAGAAGCGGUCAGGGACCAAGAACUGCGCAAGAAGGAAGAGGAGGAGAAUCGAAGAUUCCACGGUGCGCUGGUGACAAAGGAAAAGUUUUUAGAAUGGAGAGAGAAAUUCCGGGCGGAGAUGCAGGAAAAAGAGAGGAAGCAGAAGGAGGAGGAGGAUGCGGAAGACAAGAAGAAGAAGGGCGGCACUAAGACAGACGAGAAGAGGCUGACGGGUAAGCAGCUCUGGGAGAGUGGGCUCGCCGGUAAGGGAGAAGAGGACGACGCCGAGGGCGAGGAUGCCAUUGCGGCGGUGGAAAAGCUCCAGGUCAAGGGAUAA